Molecule: messenger RNA, 1188 nt
Organism: Kwoniella shivajii
Lineage: Eukaryota; Fungi; Basidiomycota; Tremellomycetes; Tremellales; Cryptococcaceae
Exons: 10
Coding region: 1-1188 (395 amino acids)
Molecular function (GO): hydrolase activity, acting on ester bonds
Source: RefSeq, a predicted model, not a curated record
AUGUCUCGCCGACGAGUUUCCCCGCCUGAAAUCAUGUACCCCUCUCGACGAGUCAUGCGGUUCUGCGUGCUGUCCUUUUUCAUCAUCGCUGGAGUAUGGGUGUUCACCAUGCGGACGGAUUUCGGCCCCCUGGAAGACGGCAUACAUCUGCAGAAGCGUCAAGAAGCAAUGGACGCUGAGCAUCCCGUAGAUACAUUUGUCAAGGGAUUCCCACAGGUCAGAAGCUGGGAGGAGACUGGGACUCCUGUGUCUGAGCCCGAAGCUGCGUUUUUGGUGGAAGACGGGGAGAUUACAAGGAAAGAGCCUUUUGAUUGGCCAAGGGUGAGGAAGCUAUUUGUCUUCGGUGAUUCGUUCUCUACUAGAGACAAGGAUUACCGUAAGGAUGGCGUUGAUGGAGGACAUUUUCAAGAACUUCUGACCUGUUUCAGCGUUUUCCACGACUUCCACGUAUUGCAAUACUACAAUCUUGCUAAAGUUGGUGCUACCAUCCAUCACUCGGUCUUACCCCCUGGCCUGGAGGAGUAUGGUACUUACGAAACUCAAAUCAACGAUUUUGAGGAUCUAUUUACGCCUCUUCCCGGCCCUUGGCAAGUGGAUUGGCACUCCAAUGACACGCUGUUCAUCAUUUUCUUUGGCAUUAACGAUAAUCGAGACGAUCUGCAUGAAGGAGGCACUUUAGAUAUCCCGACCACCACAAAAGCUCUCGUUGAUUCUCUCAUGUCCCAAUCGCGUCGGCUGCACUCUCUCGGCGCUCGGAACUUCCUGUUCAUGACAUUGCCACCUCUGCACCUAUCGCCAAAAUACAAACUCCCAAGCCAGGUCGGACAUGACAUCCACGCUCGUGUCGAACAAUCGAUUCAAUGCUACAACUCGUACCUCCGACCUGCUGUGAAGGAAUUUGAGAGGGAGUUGAGGGACAGCAAUGUCAUGAUGUUCGACCUCAACCAAUUUUGGAAACUCAUUCUGGAUUACCCAGAGCUAUUUGGGAUUACCGAUAUCUCCAGGUUCCGCAUAACCAUAGAUGGACGUUUGCCAAAUUUCGGUAGAAUGGGUUUGGCUUACCACGAUAAUCAGCAUAUCAGCUGGUCGAGCGCUGAGCUGAUCGCAAGGUCGGUUAACGGACUUCUCCUCCGUCACUCGGCGACCAUCCAGAGCUCCAACGCUUCUCAGACGGAAUACACUGCUUAA